This is a messenger RNA of Mangifera indica (mango), 1403 nucleotides long. RefSeq names its product putative oxidoreductase C1F5.03c. NCBI's taxonomy places the organism in Eukaryota, Viridiplantae, Streptophyta, Magnoliopsida, Sapindales, Anacardiaceae. The transcript has 2 exons. Gene Ontology annotation, molecular function: oxidoreductase activity. The coding region runs from base 27 to 1310 and encodes 427 amino acids. Gene Ontology annotation, cellular component: cytoplasm. The record is from RefSeq and is a predicted model, not a curated record.
ACUCCAGAUGGAUACGCCGGAUAAAAAUGGUGAUGACAUUACACUUGAAUUCGCGACCUUUCAUCAACCCUCUUUUUCUCCGAUCAGUCUUGAACUCUAGAAAAAUAUCCAGAGCAACCAGCUUGAUACACUGCUCCGUAUUAUCAUCACCUGCAAUGGAAAAGAGACACUCCCAGAAGCACGUGGCAGUCUGUGGUGGCGGUGUGAUCGGUGUUUGCACCGCUUACUUUUUAGCCAAAAAAGGCGCCGCCGUCACGCUUAUAGAGAGAUCCUCUAUAGCAUGCGCUGCCUCAGGAAAAGCCGGCGGAUUCCUCGCUCUUGACUGGUGUGAUGGUGGGCCCCUCUCUUCCUUGGCCCGUGCAAGCUUUAAUCUGCACCGUUCACUCUCGGAGGAACUCAAUGGCCCAGAAAAUUACGGUUAUCGACCGCUUACCGCUCUCAGCCUCACUGUAUCCGAAUCCUCUAGUUCGAAAUCCUCCGCUAACUCUAAUUCUAUUCUUCCAUCGUGGGUGGAUGGGCCAGCUCAAAACGCGAGGACAAUUGGGUCAACUGAAACUACGGCACAGGUUCACCCACAGUUAUUUACCAAGACUUUAUUAAACAAAGCUGUAAAUGAGUAUAAUGUGGAGGUGGUGAUAGGUAAAGUGGAGCUCGUGGGAGUUGAUGAAGGAGGGCGAGUUGAGUCGGUUGUGCUGGAGGGUGGGCGAGUUAUUGAGUCGGAGGCGGUGGUGUUAAGUUUAGGGCCGUGGUCUGGUAAAUUCGAGUUAUUGUCGUCGAUUUUUAAUGUGUCUGGUCUCAAGGCUCAUAGUAUUGUUUUAGAGCCGAAAGAGGCGAAUGCUAUAACGCCACAUGCACUUUUUCUGAGUUAUUAUGCAGCUCAGGGAGGCAAGCCAAUGGACCCCGAAGUGUAUCCUCGUCCCACAGGGGAGGUGUACAUUUGUGGGACGUCAUUAGAGCAAGAGGUGCCAGAUGAUCCAGAAACAAUUUCAGUUGACCCAGAAUCUAUACAAGUGCUAAAGAGGGUCGCUAGAACAGUGUCGAGUCACUUGGGGGAAGUUGAGGCACAAGUGAAGGCAGAGCAAGCAUGUUUCUUGCCAUGUACAGAGGAUAGUGUGCCCAUAAUAGGCGAAAUUCCAGGCAUUAAAGGUUGUUAUGUAGGAACUGGACACAGUUGCUGGGGUAUUCUAAACGGUCCUGCAACAGGAGCUGCUUUAGCUGAACUUGUGAUGGAUGGCCAUUCCAGUACUGUUGAUCUUUCUCGGUUCAGUCCCGCAAGAUUUGCUGGGCGUAGAAAAAAAGUAUUUACCUGAUUUGUAAGAAGAUGAGUGAUGAGAAUGUUGUAACCAGUGUAUGAACUUGAUACCUCAUACAUAGCUAAAUAAAGUCCAAUUCUUGUUUGUAUA